This is a messenger RNA of Suillus subalutaceus, 579 nucleotides long. Its product is annotated as yippee zinc-binding/DNA-binding /Mis18, centromere assembly-domain-containing protein. Bases 63 to 443 code for a protein of 126 amino acids. The record is from RefSeq and is a predicted model, not a curated record. NCBI's taxonomy places the organism in Eukaryota, Fungi, Basidiomycota, Agaricomycetes, Boletales, Suillaceae. The transcript is spliced from 5 exons.
CCAAAUUCAGCGACUUGAACUCCUGUGAUACCUUUCUUCCUCGAAGAUGGCACUUGACACCAAUGACUUCCACCAUAAGUCCUAGUAGUAACACCCGCGGCCAGGUUAUCUCUACCUACCACGACCAUCCCAGAUUCAUUUGUGUGAGCUGUUCAGCGGUGCUGGCGUUGCAGGACGAACUUAUUAGCAAGUCUUUCUCAGGCAGAGAAGGAAGAGGCUUCCUCAUGCACUCAACAACUAAUGUGAAAUUGGGAAAGAAAGAGGAUCGCCCACUUCUUACAGGAGUCCACACCGUAGCGGACAUCUUCUGCAUGGGGUGCAAUGACCGUGUUGGGUGGUAUUAUCAUAAGGCAGCCGAUUUAUCUCAGAAAUAUAAGGAAGGAAAGUAUCUUCUUGAGCGCGAGAAAGUAGUGAAGGAGAACAACUGGAAAUUGGAAGAAUGAUCUGCAACCCAUUGCAAACAUUUCGGCCCUACAACAGGUGGAGUUUGUGUAAAUUGUCAUGCUAAUAUGAUUGUCAUGAAAACGCACUAUACAUUAAGCAGGCGGCUCGGUGUCAAUUGCAGGGUCUUUUGCUGUA